Molecule: messenger RNA, 666 nt
Organism: Lathyrus sativus (Indian pea)
Lineage: Eukaryota; Viridiplantae; Streptophyta; Magnoliopsida; Fabales; Fabaceae
Source: the annotation of a GenBank genome assembly
AUGGCCGAUCCUGAACACCGUGAAGAGGAGGAGGCACCAGCCGUCGGCGAUGACGAAGAUACUGGAGCCCAAGUCGCUCCCAUCGUUAAACUUGAGGAGGUUGCCGUCACCACCGGUGAAGAAAACGAAGACGCCAUUCUAGAUCUCAAAUCGAAGCUUUACCGAUUUGAUAAGGAUGGAAAUCAGUGGAAGGAAAGAGGUGCUGGUACUGUGAAGUUCUUGAAACAUAAGGCUACCGGUAAAGUUAGGCUUCUCAUGAGGCAAUCCAAAACUCUCAAGAUCUGCGCCAAUCAUUUCAUUAUUCCUACCAUGUCUGUGCAAGAACAUGCUGGUAAUGAGAAAUCCUGUGUUUGGCAUGCUAAGGAUUUUGCUGAUGGUGAACUAAAGGAUGAGCUUUUCUGCAUUCGUUUUCCAUCUAUUGAAAAUUGUAAAAGCUUUAUGGAAACAUUCUUAGAAGUUGCCGAGUCCCAAAAACAAGUGGAUGACCUGGAAGCAUCUGCAGCAGCUAUUCUUGUUGAGAAAUUGAGUGUUGAUGACAAGUCGGCUGAUGCAGAGAAGAAAGAUGAAGAGAAGUCUGCGGAAAAAACUGAGAAGAAAGAAUCAGCAUCAGGUGAGACUGUUAAGGCAGAUGCAGAUAAAAAAGUUGAAGAGCCUGAGUCUGCUUGA